UGAUUUUUAGCCAUCCAUUAACUUUUCCCCCUAAACGGGCGUUUCCCCUGCUAACAAACGCCACUCCCUGCGACUAAACAUCACAACCUAAAGACGAAGGAAAACUGAAAGAUGGCCAUCGGCGAGCAGCAAGGGAGACAGCCAGUGUUGGCGGAGUGUGGUAAUCAGAAUGGCCGCGUCGACGACCUCAUCCUGGCGGCGCUUAUUAGGAAAGAGACAGUCGCCGCCAACUCCUCUUCGUCUUCUUCAACCACCGCAGCUCGCUUCCUUCCGCCCGGCCACAUUCAUUUCUCGAUGGGCUCUGUAUCUCGCCGGAGGACCAUCGAUCACCACCACUUGCAUAGAUUUUUCUUAUUUCCCUUCGAACUCCGCUACCACCACCGCAGCUUUGUGUUGCUCUUCUGCAGCCACACCAACCUCAUUUACUUCGGAGUUCACUUCUAUUAUUAUCGACGGCGAGAAACUUUCAAAAGAAAUCAGAGACGAAAUUAGUGCUGAGAUAACUAAGAUGAAGAUUCUAUAGGGCUCAUUCCUGGUGUGGCAGUCAUUCUGGUUGGCGACAGGAAGGAUUCUGCAACUUAUGUUCGCAACAAGAAAAAGGCAUGUCAAGAUGUGGGGAUCAGUUCCUAUGAGGUGCGAUUACAUUAAGAUUCAACAGAAGAGGAAGUUCUUAAGCAUAUAUCCAGAUUCAACGAUAAUCCAUCCAUCCAUGGUAUUCUUGUCCAGUUGCCUCUACCUUUGCAUAUGAUGUCUGCAUAAUAGGUGGGUGAUGAGAAUUAGGGUUCUUGUGUCUGUGUUUAUUGGGGUGUGGUUUAAUAGCAGGGAAAAGGCGUCUUGCAGGGAAACGCCCGUUUAGGGAAAGUUAGUGGAUGGCUAAAAAUCAAGGCAAAAGCUUUAAUAUGUGUUUAUUUGGUCUAGUAAAAAGCUAAGUGUCCGAUCCGAGAUUCAUUAAAAACGUUAGUGUUAUUUUUGGUCCUUCUCCCGUAGAACAUUAUAGCCAGCAACAUGUCUGAUGGCAUUACUUUGCAAGGGAAAAAUUAAUUCGGUUAAUUCUAAGGCAAUAAUUACUUGGUUAUUUUACUUGGUUUACACCUCGC
Messenger RNA from Cuscuta epithymum, 1097 nucleotides. NCBI's taxonomy places the organism in Eukaryota, Viridiplantae, Streptophyta, Magnoliopsida, Solanales, Convolvulaceae. The record is from the annotation of a GenBank genome assembly.